Saprolegnia parasitica CBS 223.65 is the source of this 813-nucleotide messenger RNA. RefSeq lists its product as hypothetical. The transcript has a single exon. The record is from RefSeq and is a predicted model, not a curated record. Gene Ontology annotation, molecular function: oxidoreductase activity. Gene Ontology annotation, cellular component: cytoplasm. The coding region runs from base 1 to 813 and encodes 270 amino acids. NCBI's taxonomy places the organism in Eukaryota, Oomycota, Saprolegniomycetes, Saprolegniales, Saprolegniaceae.
AUGGAGUACCGGUACCCGCUGACGCCCGUCGACAAGACCGAGGGCCUCGAGAUUGAGCCGGCGCUGCGCCCGGAUGCGAUCCGGCUCGGCGCCAUGUUCUCGCCGAUUGGCACCAACGGCGACGUCCACAAGACGUGCCUCGCGCUCGCGCAGCUCUGCAAGCGGCACGGCGUCAUGUUCCGCUGCAACACGGAGAUCGAGGACGUCCUCGUCGUCGACGACCGCGUCGUCGCCGUCCAAGUCCGCAACGGCGACCUCAUCGAAGGCGACUCGUUCGUGCUGGCGCUCGGGAACCACACGUCGGCGGUCGCCAAGCUCGCCGGCGUCAAGCUGCCCAUGUACCCGAUCAAGGGCUACGUGUUGCGCGUGCCGACGACGCCCAGUGCGACGCCGCUGAAGUGCAACGUCUAUGCGGGCGGCCAAGCGCUCAUCUCGCCAGAGCGCGACGACAUGAUUCGCAUCUCGGGCGGCGCCGACAUCACGGGCUUCAACUACAAGAAAGACGCGAAGCGCAUUGCGUCCUUGCUCGCGCACGCCAAAAAGUGCUUCCCGGACGGGUACCUCGACGAGGCCAAGAUGACGACGCAGGUGUGUCUGCGCCCCGUCAGCGCCGACGAAGUGCCGUUGAUCGGCCAGACGCUGGUCGAAAACCUAUUUAUCAACGCCGGCCAUGGCUCGAAAGGCUGGACGCUCGCAUUCGGCGCCGGCGCGCUCCUCGCCGACCAGAUCAGCGGCCGCGCGCCCGAGAUCAACAUUGAAAAGUACUCGCCGCUGCGCUUUGGCCUCUUUGCCACGCAGCAAACCCAGCCCUAG